CUACUGGUGACUGACACCGCUGCCACUCUGACCUGACUCAGAAAGGUGAUCUGUGUCCAUAAACAGGGCCUGGGCACACAGAAGGCUGGUAUCCCAGGGCAGCAAGGAGAUUCCUUCUAUCUGUUUAGGGAGAGAUCUGGCUGGAGAACAUGCACACAAACUUGCCUCUCCAUGACGUGUGGACUGUGGAAAGGGUUUAUCUGCUUGCACUGUGUCUCAUGGGGAGUGUGACGAUGGGAAGGGCAGGGAGGGGGGUUGAAGAGCUUGUCUGUCAAACUUACGUGUAGCUCAUUGUAAUGUAGUGCCUUGGGCAAUUACGUCAAGGAGUUUCAUUUUCAUUGACGAAAAAGAAACUUUCUCACACACUUUCCUUGUCAGUUCCAUUAAUUUAACAUUACAUGUGUCCUUUAGUAGUGAAACUGGACAAAUCAAAGAGCUCAGCUCUGGAUUCCAAGUGCCCUGCAUUUCAGGUGAAUCCCUAAGAGAGAAAGAGAGAAAGUCAUGAAUUUCAACAAAAAAGAAAGCCGAAGAAUGAAAUAGCAUAUUCUGGACUUACAACAUGGAAGAAUCAGGUCUGAUGUUGGAUCCGACAACAAACUACUCAUUAUGGAAUUACACAGGACUCUGGAAAUCCAUUCACACAACGCCCAGCAUGCACCUUCCAAGAGGACAGAUUGUCCUAAAAGACCUAAUAGGAAUUCUCUUAAUGGUGAGCUUGAACAUUGUAGCUCUCCUCGCCAACACUGCUGUGAUAGUAGUCAUCAUCAAGGUUCCACACCUGAGGAAAUUUGCUUUUGUUGGCCACCUGUGUAUCGUGGACCUGCUCAGUGCCGUGCUGUUGAUGCCGCUGGGAAUUGUGCGCAGUUCACCCUUCUUCAGCUUUGUGGAUUUCACCAGGCAGGAGUGCCAGGUGAACAUUUGCAUGAAUGUGUUCCUCAUCUGUGCCUCCAUCCUCACUAUCACCACCAUCAGUAUUGAGAGAUACUAUUACAUUGUCCACCCAAUGAGGUAUGAAGUAAAAAUGACACUGGGUCUAGCUGUCACUGUUAUAAUCUUCAUAUGGGUGAUGUCUGUCAUACUGGCUCUCACAGCCCUCUUUGGUUGGCCAGUACACGGGUUCCAGGGUUACAUAAGUGCAGCCCACUGCUUCUUGUACUGGAGCCAGAGCAGUUACAGGAAGAUGUAUGCCAUCAUCUUCAGCUUGGUGUGCUUCUGCCUCCCAGCUGUGGUGAUCUUCACUGUUUACUGUAAUGUGUAUAAGGUGGCUCGAGUGGCAGCUUGUCAACGCAGCUCCCUGCCCACCUGGGUAGUCAAUCCGAAGCAUCGCUCAGACUCCAUCAACAGCCAGACAACUAUCAUCACCACACGAAACAUUCCCCGCAGAUUGACCCGGGAAAGGAUCUUUGGGGGUAGCAAAGCAGCCAUUACCCUCAUCAUCAUCGUGGGCCAGUUUCUACUUUGUUGGUUGCCUUACUUCUCCUUGCACUUGCAUCUGUCUCUCAGCGCACCGGUCUUGAGGUUCGGAGAGCUGGGGGUGAUAAUCACCUGGUUGGCCUACUCCUCCUUUGCUGUCAAUCCCUUCUUCUAUGGACUCCUUAACCGACAGAUCCGAGAGGAGCUUCUCAAGCUGUGGAGGUGCUACAGCACGCAGCCCAUGGAGCAUGUGGCGUCUAGCCACGAAGGCUCUGUUCAGGAAAACUUUCUGCAGUUCCUACAAAGGACUAGUUGCACUGUAGAGACUCGAUCCAGCUGCAUCAUAUCCAGUCCCCGGAACACGUUGGACCAAACCAUGCCGAGCUUCAGGAUACCAGGGCAGAUUCCAGAGGACAUCAACUAAAUAUCAUACUGUCUUUACAGUCAGUCAGUCAGUCAUGACUUUACCCUAAGCUAUUUAGCUUAUAAGGAGAAUGUUAUUGCUUUCCCCCAGGUCAAGUCAAAAUGUCAUAGUCACAAUACAUCAGUCAAAUUUGUAAGUUGCAGAAAAAGCAGGAAGCAAUAUAUAUAAUGAAUAUAAUUGUAUAUUUGCGUACUUUGUAUUUCAUAUGAGGCUUGCUGUGCUAAAUUCCUGACCUUGGGACAAAAUUACUUCAAUGGGUCCCUUUAACAAGCUGAAGCAGCCAAACUAGCCUAUUGGGGAAUCCUAACAAAGAGGUUGCCAUCAACAAUAUGGAUCACUUAAACUUGGGUUUCCCAAACCUUUGCUGUCCGCAGACCCGUUUAUGAAGUACAAGAAUAUCAUGGACUAACAAAAUUGGUUAGUGGUGGGCGGGGGGCAGCUGACAACAAAACAGGGUCGGGAUUGGUGAUGACAGAUCAGCCAGACUUAAUAAAUGUGACUGUUUCUAAUUUUUUUUAGAUGCAGUUUUUUUUAGAAUGUGACAAAAAGUAUGUGGCUUAAAAAUGUGUACUUUUAAUUAAUUUUUGGAAAUUAACCAACCGCUUCCCAAAUCCCCCAGCGUUCUGGAGAACACAGGUUGGGAACACCGACCUAAAAUCAUUCUGAAAUGGUACUACGACAGACUUAGCACGUUUUCUGGUUUAUACACUUCUAUCAGUUAUGAAAUAGUUGUUGUCUAUUAUGUGAGUGUAUAUAUAAUCACAUCCAUGAAUAUGUGAUGGAUCUGGUUUAAGAAUUUAGGUUUAUAAAAUAUAUAAAUAUAGAAAAAAUGUAUUUGUUUUACAUUUUGGAGUCUGAAAUAUUUUAAAAUAAACUGAAAUAUGAUAUGAUUCUGCCUCUCUGAGAUUUAAACCAAAUGACAAAGGGAUUGUGGUAUCUACAUUGUGUAAGCAAAGAAUCACAUGGAAAUUUUACUGACAUUUUUCACAGCAAAAGCUGCAAUUUUCUAAAUCUAAAUCAGCUGCAAUGUUGCAGAAAUAAAACUCACUCAUGUUUCAGAAAGAAAAGGGAGAAAAAUACUAUUUAAGUUUGUAUUUGCAGCCUUAACCUGAACUACAUUAUAUUCCUUGGGGUUAUGAUUUGCUUAUUAUUUCCUGUGGAAGAAUUUAGCACAAAAUAUAAAAUAUGUUAUAUAAUAAAGUAAGGAUUCUUUAUGCUUAAUUAACUAUAACUGAAUAGAUGACUGAAGACUGUAACAUGUCACCUCAUCUGCACGGAACGAACUGAAGGCUCAUAUUCAAUGUUUGGACAGUCGGAUUAAACCCAGAUAAGACCCAGGAAAGAAAAUCCAAUUUGCUGAAAAUCGAAUAUUUUGAGCCAAUUUGAAAUGCUUUAACUAAGCGAGACUCCUUUUAAUAACUAAAGCAGAAACACAUGAAAAUACUCAUAAAUAAAGCAAACAUGGCAUGUUAAUUUUGUAUCCUCAUGAUGUCUGCUUUAGUUGCCAUGGAAACAUGUGGACACAAGAAGCGUGUCUGCAUAAAAACAUGAUGCUAAUCACUUAGUUCUUUGGUUUUCGAAACAGAAUUAGGAAAUCUACCAGUAUGACCAAUGUGUGAUAUGCUUGGGGAAAAAAAAUCACCAGUGGUCACCUGCUCAUUUACAUCUGAAUCCAAACCUACUGGGCCAAAAACAAAAUCCAAACAGGAUAAAGACAUUUAUUGAAGGCACCAUCAAAGGAAAGCACUGCUAACAAAAGAGUGCAACAUAUUUUAAUUUUAUGGUCCUGUCUGUCUGGAGCAAAACAGAUACUGUAUUGCGAUGAAUUAUAGCACACAGCAAAACAAAUCUAUGUCAGUAAAUGCAAAACAUUAGACCAGCAGCCCAGCAGUGAAACCACAAAGAGCUGUGAGGCUGCAUCUGCAAGAAGCACCACUUCCCCUAAAUAAAGACUCAGAAUUCUACAGAUGCAUAAUACAGUAAUUUCAUCAUAUGCAUAGAAACAAUUUGCGCAGCAGAAUUCACAGUACAGUCCACUAUAUCAAGAAGAACAGGCAGAUGGAGUUGAAGCAAACAAACCAAAUCAUUCACCCUUCCCCAGAUGGCCAAAGAUAAGCCCCCUUUUCAUAGCUAGUCAUUGCUGCUACAGGUACAGUAAACAGCCUACAGUAUAAGGUUAGAGGGAUAUUACUUUUUCACACAUGGGCCUAGGAAGUUACAUAGCUACCUUUACUAAACAAACACACAAGCAUUCACUCAAACACAAAGAGCAUCGGAUAGAGCACAUUUAGUAUUUCAGUAUUUAACAAUAUAUAAUUAUGAACAACAAAAGUCAGGAAUGUGGAUUCAAAUUUAAAGGAUUAAUAAAUAAGACGUGCUCAUCCUUCCUUUUGCCUAGAAAUUAUUAUUAUUCCAGCUGAACUUAAAAAGACCAAAAGAACUAAAAAUAUCGAAUGUAAGAUCACUGCU
Molecule: messenger RNA, 4306 nt
Organism: Brienomyrus brachyistius
Lineage: Eukaryota; Metazoa; Chordata; Actinopteri; Osteoglossiformes; Mormyridae
Product: probable G-protein coupled receptor
Exons: 2
Coding region: 560-1837 (425 amino acids)
Biological process (GO): G protein-coupled receptor signaling pathway
Cellular component (GO): plasma membrane; signaling receptor complex; endosome
Molecular function (GO): G protein-coupled receptor activity
Source: RefSeq, a predicted model, not a curated record